AUGUGUACCUAUUCUCAUUCAGCUUCCAGCUCGGCUUCCAGGCAUGAUAUAGGUAUAAAUAAUGAAGUUAGUACUAUGCGAGGUACUAUAGAUCAAAUUGAACAGCAGUUAGUGACAAAUUGUGUACCUUGCAACAGUGCAGUUGAAAUUGGUGAGCCUAGUGUUUUAUUUUCACCGUUAUCAUAUGAUCAUUCAAAUGUGGUGACUCACCCAAAUCCGAGCCCAAAUCAAUCAACAUCCUUAAUUUCUUCUAUAAUUCCAAGACCAGUGACUCCAUCUCAUUCUUCUGAUAAUACUUCAGAUUAUUCUAUUCAACAUUUUUUAGCAAUGUGGGCAGUUCAGUAUAAUAUACCUCACAAUGCUGUUAAUGGUUUACUGAAAGGACUAAAGAAACAUGAUUGUUUUAAUAAUCUACCUUCUGAUUGUAGGACUAUAUUACAAACACCUUCUAGUGCUUCAAAACAUAUUCGUAAAGUUGAACCUGGUCUCUAUCAUCAUUUUGGAUUAGCUAAUGGUAUUAAAUUGAAUUUACCCACAAACGUUUCUGAAGUAAAAAUUGCAAUAGGUAUAGAUGGAUUACCAAUUUCCAAAAGUAGUAGUAAUCAGUUUUGGCCGAUUUUAGCCUACAUUGAAGUUGAGUCUCCAUUACCAAAACAAGUAUUUUUAGUAGGACUUUAUUAUGGUACAGAAAAACCACAUUGUAGCAAUGAUUUUCUGUUAGAUUUUGUCGUAGAAGCUAAUGAACUUACAUCCAAUGGUAUUAUGAUAAAUUCUGUUAAAAUUAAUGUCAUAAUUAAUGUUUUUUGUUGUGAUUCCCCUGCUAAAAGUUUUAUCUUGAAAGUAAAAGGGCAUAGUGGAUUUUCUUCUUGUACUCGAUGCAAGAUUGAAGGCGAAUACAUAGAUCGUAGAGUAUGUUUCCCAUGUACAAGAGUGAAAUCUACUAGUAGAGAUCAUAUAUCCUAUAUUAACACUCUGGAUGAAGAUUUUCACGUGUAUAACACAAUUUCAAAUUUAGCAGAGUUGCCCAAUUUCGAUGCUGUUUAUUCAUUUAGCCUUGAUUAUUUACACCUUGUAAAUAUUGGUGUAAUGAAGAAAUUGUUAAUGCUUUGGGUAAAUAAGGGUCCAUUGAGUAUACGUAUUAGGGCAAGAAAAAUUAUUGAAUUAUCAGAAUCAAUUUUGAAACUUAAUUCUUACAUCACUUCUGAUUUUGUUAGGAAGGGUAGAAGUAUACAAGAACUUUCUAGAUGGAAGGCCACAGAACAUCGGUUUUUUUUGUUAUACACCGGACCAAUUGUUUUAAAAAAUAUCAUUACUGAAGUAUGUUAUACAAAUUUUAUGACACUUAAUAUUGCCAUGCUUAUUCUUCUAAGUCCAAAUUAUAGUUUUCUUGUUGAUUUUGCAAAGGAGUUACUAGAUUUCUUUGUUAUGAGUUUUCAAAACAUUUAUGGGCAACAAUUUGUUUCACAUAACGUUCAUGGACUACUUCACAUCUGUGAUGAUUAUUUGAGGUAUGGUCCCUUGGAUAACUGUUCCACUUUUGUUUUUGAAAACUUCAUGAAAGAGCUAAAGUCAUUUUUGAGAAAACAUGACAAACCUUUACAGCAGGUUAUUAAUAGGUAUAAUGAAAAGUAUUAUAUAAAUUUAAACAAUAGUAAUAAAGAUACAUUUAAACAAUUGCUAGAAGAAAAACCGGUACUAAAAAACAACAUACUAAUGGCCCAUUACCAGACAAUUUAA
Molecule: messenger RNA, 1737 nt
Organism: Macrosiphum euphorbiae (potato aphid)
Lineage: Eukaryota; Metazoa; Arthropoda; Insecta; Hemiptera; Aphididae
Source: the annotation of a GenBank genome assembly